AACCUUACAACCCAACAUGGCUGCGCCCUACAGUGCAUGUUAUUUUUAAUUAACUCUAGUUCACCUUUAGGCACAGUUAUAUGUAUCUGAUUUUGGUUUUUCAUCACACCUCUAAGAAUUCAUACAUUGGGACUGAAAUUUAAAGAAAUGUAACUUAGGUUGAUACGAUCUAACCGUGUCUGCGGCGUUAAAUUGGCUAGCUAUCAGGGCUAAUGUCAAUGCCCUGUACAGAAGCUUUAGUUAGCUAACGAAUUGAUUAGCUAGCUAACAUGCAGCUGUCUUUAAUAAAACCUCAAGGGUGUGCAACACCUUUUUUAAGGCAUCUUUUGGACUUCAGAGUUUAUCAAACAAGACAAAGGAGCCAGAGCUGUAACAGAGCUUGCACGGUCAUUAGACACCGAUGGAUGAAGAGGGCACCUGUUUUCUGCACACACAUCACCACCAACAAGAUGAUCAGUACACAGGCUGACAAAGUAAGGAACUCUACAUUGCAAACAGACAGCGUGCCAUGAAGUAUUAAUUAUCUUUCAAGUCAUGGCCUUUAUUGUAGCUAACUGCACUAACUUUAUCAUAUUGUUAUUUCUUGAAGGAGAACAUAGAUAUGUCAAAGUUCCCAGUGGAGAGGAUCAGAAAUUUCAGCAUCAUUGCUCACAUUGACCAUGGGAAAAGCACCUUGGCUGACAGGCUUCUGGAAAUAACAGGUAGCUAUCACCUACAUUACCAUAUUCUUCUUCUUUGGUAUCAUGGCGUUCUUAACUUUUUUUGGUGCAUGCCGCCAUCGACUGUGCAGGAGUGUGAUUUAUCACGUUACAUUGUGAUAUAAAAGUGAAGGGAAGAAAUUGCACCACCAACUAACCCUACACCUAUGUACCACUAUUUCAUAAAAAUAAUCACCACUCCAUUCCACUACUUUGACCCUAACUGAUCCUACACCAGGCCGACGGCCUGGGAAGACGGGAUUCUUUAGUUCAACACACCUUCUAGAUAUUCUGCAGUAAAACCUCGUACACCCAAGUACUUCUCUGCAGCUGCCACCAAAGCAUCUAUUUUCGGUGAUUUUAAUUUCAAUUUCUGUGGUACAGUUGAUAACCAUGGCAAUGAAUGCUAAGAAGCCAACCUUACUGAAGCACACAUUUGUAUUUGCCUAGUCUACUUCUCACACUUGACCCAUCGUCCUCUACUCCCCUCAAACUCAACUCUGGACCUUGAAGGCAGUUCCACUACUUGUUUUCAUUGUUCUCUAAUCAGGGCUGAUUUAGACCUGGCACACCAGGUGGGUGCAAUUAUCAGGUGGAACAGAAAGCCAGCAGGCUCCGGAUCUCGUAGGGUAAGAGUUGAAUACUCCUGCUCUACUCUCUUCACUGCCUCUGACCCUGGCAACCUCAACCUGUCUCUCUCGAACCGGGCACUUCUGAUCCCCAGCAACAUGGGCACCCCCACAAUUGACGCAGUUUUUUUCCACCGAUACUACAUAUUAUUUUGUCCCAUGCCCUCCUACACACUGCUGCAACAUGACCAUAAGCUUGGCAUCUAAAACACCUUAGUGGGUUUGGCACAAAAGCUCUCAUGGGAUAACUGACAUAUCCUAACAUGACUUUGUCAGGUGAAACUCAAAACUCUUCAAAACUCAAAAGGACAGACAGUGUCUUCUCAGUUUCACCACGCUCGCCACUGCGUCGCACCAAACGGCAGGCGUCACAGAAAAUAGUAAAAGUCCCAUUCGAAAGUCCAUUUAACAGUACCCAAAUUAUUAUCUACCCAGCCUGAGACUACAUAUGGGUCAGCCAAAAGGCAGGGAUCCACAUUCUCCAAAAAUGUCCUUCCCGCUGGGCCAGAAUCAUCCUUUUCAUGACCAUCAGGGUGAGGCUCGGACUCUUAGGUCUUCACCACACCUGCCACCGCAGGUAAUACAUCCUCACUCUUGUUAGGUUUUCUGAGCCAUCAGAGACAGCAGACUACGGUUUGUACUUGGCGGCAUUCUUCCUCAGCACACAUCUUGCCUCUGCACACGGCUCUUCUCCUUCUUCCUCGCUGUCCAUAAUCACGUCUAUCCGUUUACCACACUCAUGCCGCGCCUUCAUCCGCCAUAUUGUUUGCAGAACACGCACUGAUGGCCUUUCUCCAAUACCCAACUUCUGUUCCAUAGCCCAAUUUACUAUUCUGGCUAUCUUUGGCCUAUCCAUGCUAGCAAAACGUGGGCUACUCUGCAUCUCUCUCUAGGGUUCCAUGCUGGGCUAUUACCAUAUUCACACUCAUGGAUCACACAAGUACUCAUGCAUUUAGUUUUUUGUAUGAUAUGGCUCACCUCAUUGCUUGGUUUUGACAGGUGCCAUAACCACGACGGAUAAAAACAAACAGGUGUUGGACAAGCUGCAGGUGGAGCGAGAGAGAGGGAUAACUGUGAAGGCCCAGACAGCCUCCCUGUUCUACAAAUACCAGGGACAGACCUACCUGCUCAACCUCAUUGACACACCAGUAAGUACACUGAACAAAAAUGUAAACAAUGCAACAAUUUCAAAGAUUUUACUGAGUUACAGUUCAUAUAAGGAAAUCAGUCCAUGGAAAUAAAUUAAUUAGGCCCUAAUCUAUGGAUUUCACAUGACUGGGAAUACAGAUAUGCAUCCGUUGGGGGGCGUGGAUCAGAAAACCAGUCAGUAUCUGGUGUGACCACCAUUUGCCUCAUGCAGCUCAACAUCCUUUGCAUAGAGUUGAUCAGGCUGUUGAUUGUGGCCUGUGGAAUGUUGUCCCACUCCUCUUCAAUGGCUGUGCGAAGUUGCUGGAUAUUGGCGGGAACUGGAACACGGCGUCGUACAUGUCGAUCCAGAACAUUCCAAAAAUGCUCAAUGGGUGACAUGUCUGGUGAGUAUGCAGGCCAUGGAACAACUGGGACAUUUUCAGCUUCCAGGAAUUGUGUACAGAUCCUUGCGACAUGGGACCGUGCAUUAUCAUGCUGAAACAUGAGGUGAUGGAGGCGGAUGAAUGGCACGACAGUGGACCUCAGGAUCUCGUCACGGUAUCUCUGUACAUUCAAAUUGCCAUCGAUAAAAUGCAAUUGUGUUCAUUGUCCGUAGCUUAUGCCUGCCCAUACCAUAACCCCACCACUACCAUGGAGCAUUCUGUUCACAAUAUUGACAUCAGCAAACCGCUCGCCCACACGACGCCAUACACGCUGUCUGCCAUCUGCCCGGUACAGUUGAAACCGGGAUUCAUCCGUGAAGAGCACACUUCUCUAGCGUGCCAGUGGCCAUCGAAGGUGAGCAUUUGCCCACUGAAGUCUGUUACGACGCCGAACUGCAGUCAGAUCAAGACCCUGGUGAAGACGACGAGCACGCAGAUGAGCUUCCCUAGGACUGUUUCUGACAGUUUGUGCAGACAUUCUUCGGUUGGGCAAACCUCCAGUUUCAUCAGCUGUCUGGGUGGCUGGAAGUUUAGGUCCUGAGCUGGCGUGGUUUCACGUGGUCUGUGGUUGUGAGGCCGGUUGGAAGUACUGCAAAAUUCUCUCUAAAAUGACGUUAGAGGUGGCUUAUGGUAGAGAAAUGAACAUUAAAUUCUCUGGCAACAGCUCUGGUGAACAUUCCUGCAGUCAGCAUGCCAAUUGCACACUCCCUCAACUUGAGACAUCUGUGGCAUUGUGUUGUGACAACUGCACAUUUUAGUGGCCUUUUAUUGUCCCCAGCACAAGGUGCACCUGUAUAAUGAUCAUGCUGUUUAGUCAGCUUCUUGAUAUGCCACACCUGUCAGGUGGAUGGAUUAUCUUGCCAAAGGAGAAAUGCUCACUAACAGGGAUGUAAACAAAUUUGUGCACAAAAUUUGAGAGAAAUAAGCUUUUUGUGCAGAUGGAAAAUUUCUUGGAUCUUUUAUUUCAGCUCAUGAAAUAUGGGACCAACACUUUACAUGUUGCGUUUAUAUUUUUGUUCAGUGUAGAUGGGACUAGAUACCGUCAGUGACACAAGGGGUUUGUUUAUAUUAGUCUUAAUUAGAGCACUCAUAGUCUUCUCUGUUUUCAGGGUCAUGUUGACUUCAGUUAUGAAGUGUCUAGAUCCAUCUCAGCGUGUCAAGGUGUACUGUUGAUCGUUGAUGCCAAUCAGGUAGGUUUUUCAGCAAGCUAACGCAUUAUUAUUUUGGGCAUAAUGUGUAUUUGUCAUUGAUGUGUUCUUGUGUGGGUCAGGGGAUUCAAGCGCAGACUGUGGCUAACUUCUACUUGGCAUUCGAAGCUCAGCUGACCAUCAUUCCUGUCAUAAACAAGGUACAUUUCCCAAUGAAUCAAUUAUGUUAGCGUGUUUGACAAAUACCAUCAUGUUCUAAUGUGUGUUUCUUUUUCAGAUUGAUUUGAAAAAUGCUGAUCCAGAGAGGGUAGAAAAGCAGAUUGAGAAGGUGUUUGAUAUUCCAACUGAAGAAUGUAUUAGGGUGAGUUGGAUUGUAUUGACUGAGAUGUUGGUAAUUGCCAAUAUCUUAGUUUGGACAAAUGUAUAAAUAUGAUGAUUCCACCUCUCUUUAGAUUUCUGCCAAACUGGGCACCAAUGUAGAACAAGUCCUUCAAGAAGUGGUGAAACGAUUACCACCGUAAGUUUUCUUUGACUCCUUACUUCCUGUUGGAAAAUAAAAUGUCUUCCAAUGUACUGUAAUGCACUUCCUCAUUGAAUAAACAGCUGCCUCCCAAAUGGCACCCUACUGCAUAUAGUGCUCUACUUUUGACCAGGGCCUAUCUGAUCAAAAGUAGUGCACUGAAAGUAGUGCACUAUGUAGGGAAUAGGGUGCCGUUUCGGAUGCAUCGCAACAUAAACAUGUUUUGUUCUCAGACCCACUUUUAAAAAAGAGGACCCAUUCAAAGCCCUGGUGUUUGACUCCAACUUCGAUCACUACAGAGGGGUGGUGGCGAACAUCGCUCUGUUCGGAGGCUAUUUGUCUAAAGGAGACAGGAUCGUAUCUGCAUACCUGGGGAAAAGCUACGAGGUCAAUGAGCUAGGCCUCCUCAGGCCAGAUGAGCACCCCACAGACAGACUGUGAGUGGCUUAUCCUGCAUAAUAUUCAUCUUCUCUGAUUCCAUAUCAUUGGUGGUGACUGUUGUAUUAAAGCCACACUGUCAGUUCUCCCUUCCUUGUGGUAAUAAGAUACAAGAUGCCAAUAACUGCACCUGUUCUUCUUCUUGUUUGGUACACUACCCCCAAGUCCUUCAGAAAAGGACACUUCUUAUAGGCAUAUCAUAUUGGUCACAUGGCUGUAAAUGAACAAUGACUCUUUUCUUUUCAUUCCUGACACUGUGGCUGUGGUUGAGGUGUGUUGUGUAGGUACGCGGGCCAGGUGGGCUAUGUGAUAGCAGGUAUGAAGGAGGUGAAGGAGGCCCAGAUCGGUGACACCCUCUACCAUCAGAAACAUCCUGUAGAAGCUCUGCCGGGGUUCAAGCCAGCCAAGGCCAUGGUGUUUGCCGGUACGCUGAAACGCAUCCAAUCUGGUCAUGUGCUGGACAGAAAUACAAGUGAAAACACACAAUACAACUGGUCCCAUAUUGUUGCAUUUACAGUGUCAAUAGGAAGUAGUUUAUAACCAAACAUGUACAGUAGUAGCAGGUGUCACUGAUUUCCAUCUUUAGUGUGCUUGUUGGCAUCUCUCUCUCAGGGAUGUACCCUAUGGACCAGGCGGACUACAGCGCCCUCCGCAGUGCCAUGGAGAAACUGACGCUCAACGACUCCAGUGUGACGGUGCAGAGAGACAGCAGUCUGGCACUGGGAGCAGGCUGGAGGUCAGAUCAUAACAUUACCAAUUAAACUCCAAUCUAAUCUCAUCUACUACUUAAAGCUAUACAAGUGGUGAAGGGUUGACCUUAACAGGAUACAUGGCUUUGGGUCAAUGCAUUAUAACCACCCUGGUCUGUGACUGCACUGCUAUGCUUUAUAUUCUUCCUCUGCUUUCUUUUUGAGGGAUGCCAUUUUCAGCCGUGAUCAUGACCCCUGUGUGACCCUGACUCUUAAAUUGUUCUCUCACUGUUUUUCCUUUCCUUUGUCUUUAUACCCUUUGUUUUGUAGACUAGGCUUCCUGGGCCUGCUCCACAUGGAGGUGUUUAACCAGCGCUUGGAGCAGGAGUACAAUGCCUCUGUCAUAGUGACAGCCCCCACUGUGCCCUACAAGGCUAUCCUGUCCUCCGCCAAGCUCAUUAAGGUAAUACACAGCACCACUUCUAGGGGGCUUCAACUCACAUGUACAUCUAUUGCUGAGGAAAGUUGACAUGAUAUCACAGCAAAGUAAAUGCACACGAAGUACAUAUAUUUGCAAAUGUACGUCAGCUGUUAUUGUCAAACAGUGUUUAAAAAAUAGUUUAUAACCUGUUUCAUACACUGUUCGUGAAGCAUGUCACGUGAACCAAAAAUAUGUUUUUUGGUUUUCUUUUUUUAUGGCCCUUGUUUGGUAAAGGUUCUAACUCCUGUUGUUUGGUAAAGGUUCUAACUCCUGUUGUUUGGUAAAGGUUCUAACUCCUGUUGUUUGGUAAAGGUUCUAACUCCUGUUGUGUUGUAGGAGCAUGGGAAGGAGGAGAUCACCAUAGUGAACCCAGCCCAGUUCCCAGACAGGUCUGUAGUGAAAGAGUACCUGGAGCCCAUGGUGAUGGGGACCAUCAUCACCCCUGAUGACUACACUGGGAAAAUCAUGAGUAUCUGCUUGGUAAGCCAGCCUGGCUUUCAGGUGUUGCUAAUUAUUUGUUUGAAUGAUCAUUUUGUAACAGAGAAAUUAAGGAAAAUGUGUUUUGAUUACUUUCACUUUGCAAAACAAAAAUCAUCAUUUUAAAUGUUCUAAUUGGUCCAUUAAUGUAGAAUCGCCGAGGUGUCCAGAAGAACAUGGUGUACAUUGACGACCACCGAGUGAUGAUGAAAUAUCUCUUCCCUCUGAAUGAAAUUGUUGUGGACUUCUAUGACCUCCUCAAAUCCAUGUCUUCAGGAUAUGCCAGGUAAUUCUUCUAUGUUGCAUAGAGGACGAUACCAGUAUCGCAAUAUUUUUCCCAUUGCAAAAAUUGUGAUUUUGUACAUUUGCCCACUGACAAGACAUGAUCAGUCUAUAAUUUUAAUGGUAGGUUUAUUUGAACAGUGAGACAGACUAACAACAAAAAAAUCCAGAAAAACACGUCAAAAAUGUUAUAAAUUGAUUUGCAUUUUAAUGAGAUUUAAGUAUUUGACCCCCUCUCAAUCAGAAAGAUUUCUGGCUCCCAGGUGUAUUUUAUACAGGUAACGAGCUGAGAUUAGGAGCACACUCUUAAAGGGAGUGCUCCUAAUCUCCGCUUGUUACCUGUAUAAAAGACACCUGUCCACAGAAGCAAUCAAUCAAUCAGAUUCCAAACUCUCCACCAUGGCCAAGACCAAAGAGCUCUCCAAGGAUGUCAGGGACAAGAUUGUAGACCUACACAAGGCUGGAAUGGGCUACAAGACCAUCGCCAAGCAGCUUGGUGCGAUUAUUCGCAAAUGGAAGAAACACAAAAUAACUGUCAAUCUCCCUCGGCAUUGGGGCUCCAUGCAAGAUCUCACCUCGUGGAGUUGCAAUGAUAAAUAAUAAUAAUAAUAUGCCAUUUAGCAGACGCUUUUAUCCAAAGCGACUUACAGUCAUGCGUGCAUACAUUUUUGUGUAUGGGUGGUCCCAGGGAUCGAACCCACUACCUUGGCGUUACAAGCGCCGUGCUCUACCAGCUGAGCUACAGAGGACCACGAUCAUGACAACGGUGAGGAAUCAGCCCAGAACUACACGGGAGGACCUUGUCAAUGAUCUCAAGGCAGUUGGGACCAUAGUCACCAAGAAAACAAUUGGUAACACACUACGCCGUGAAGGACUGAAAUCCUGCAGCGCCCGCAAGGUCCCCCUGCUCAAGAAAGCACAUAUACAGGGCCAUCUGAAGUUUGCCAAUGAACAUCUGAAUGAUUCAGAGGAUAACUGGGUGAAAGUGUUGUGGUCAGAUGAGACCAAAAUCGAGCUCUUUGGCAUCAACUCAACUCGCCGUGUUUGGAGGAGGAGGAAUGCUGCCUAUGACCCCAAGAACACCAUCCCCACCGUCAAACAUGGAGGUGGAAAAAUGAUGCUUUGGGGGUGUUUUUCUGCUAAGAGGACAGGACAACUUCACCGCAUCAAAGGGACGAUGGACAGGGCCAUGUACCGUCAAAUAUUGGGUGAGAACCUCCUUCCCUCAGCCAGGGCAUUGAAAAUGGGUCGUGGGUGGGUAUUCCAGCAUGACAAUGACCCUAAACACACGGCCAAGGCAACAAAGGAGUGGCUCAAGAAGAAGCACCCUUAAGGUCCUGGAGUGGCCUAGCCAGUCUCCAGACCUUCAUCCCAUAUAAAAUCUGUGGAGGGAGCUGAAGGUUCGAGUUGCCAAACAUCAGCCUCGAAACCUUAAUGACUUGGAGAAGAUCUGCAAAGAGGAGUGGGACAAAAUCCCUCCUGAGAUGUGUGCAAACCUGGUGGCCAUCUACAAGAAACGUCUGACCUCUGUGAUUGCCAACAAGGGUUUUGCCACCAAGUACUAAGUCAUGUUUUGCAGAGCGGUCAAAUACUUAUUUCCCUCAUUAAAAUGCAAAUCAAUUUAUAACAUUUUUACAUGCGUUUUUCUGGAUUUUUGUUUUGUUAUUCUGUCUCUCACUGUUCAAAUAAACCUACCAUUAAAAUUAUAGACUGAUCAUGUCUUUGUCAGUGGGCAAACGUACGAAAUCAGCAGGGGAUCAAAUACUUUUUUCCCUCACUGUAGGCCGGUUUUCCUAAAGAAGUGAAAUCCUCUUCGUGUUUUGUUUCCUUGCUAGGAUACGAACGAGUAUCGCGAUACUGGUAUCGUUCCGGCCCUACUUUUCAGAUUUAUUUGGCAACCUGAAUGAUUAGAAGAACAUGAUGAGAUAUUGUAUAUUGUUGUAAUAUGUUCAUCAGCUUUGACUAUGAGGAUGCAGGGUACCAGGCAGCCCAUGUGAUCAAGAUGGAUAUUCUGCUAAAUGGGAAACCUGUGGAGGAACUCACCACUAUUGUUCACAAGUAAGACUCUGAUACCUAACGCUUAGACCUGUAUCAGCUAGUCUUUGGGCUCAGACGCCUAUGGCUGAAUAACAAAUGUUGACUGAAUCCUAACUUUUGUGAAUAUCUUCCAUUGACAUUACUGUGUGAUUCAACUCUUGAGUAACAGUGUCUGUUUCGCAAAUUAUUAUUUGGCUCAAUGUCUCAAUCUUUCAAGGGCUACUAAUAAUAUGAUAUAUUUGAAUACCGUAAUGACGUGACCCUUGGGUGUCUUCUGUUCUGUUCUCCUAUGUACAGAGAUCGGGCAUACAGUGCAGGUAAAGCCAUGUGCGAGCGCCUGCAAGACGCCAUACCCAGACAGAUGUUUGAGAUUGCCGUACAAGCAGCCAUCGGCAGCAAAGUCAUCGCCAGGGAGACGUAA
Coregonus sp. 'balchen' is the source of this 9391-nucleotide messenger RNA. The record is from the annotation of a GenBank genome assembly. Lineage: Eukaryota; Metazoa; Chordata; Actinopteri; Salmoniformes; Salmonidae.